AGAAAACCCGUCCUGGGGUACAGGGAAAAAACUCCCAACUUUUUUUUUUUUGUUUUUUUUUUUUUGUUUUUUCCCUUUGGGUUUGCAAACUUCCAGCGCUUUUUUGGGCUCUCGGGAAGUGGUGGGACGUUAAAGUGAUGUCGACUUGCCAGCGAGCAGGGAAAUGAAAGCUUUUCAUGGAGGCUCCACGAUGUGAGUUUGGACAUUUGGGGAAUGUGAUAUUUUGUGGUUUUUUGGUUUUUUUUUUUUUUUUUCUCCUCUGUCUGAUGAAACUGUGAGGGAGCCGAGAAACUUGGAAGAUUUCAGAGGGAAUGCUGAAAUCAAAGGGAGGAUUUUCGGUUUUUUGCAACAACAAAAAAGUUUUCGUCGGCGUGAAGGUGCUUUCCAACCAACCCCGAGCGCCUUCGGAAUAUGCUCAGGACGGGAAUUCCGGCAUUUCUCUCUUAUAAUGCCCCAGAAACGAACUUUUAAUGGAACCUCCUUAAAGAUUUUCAUCUGACCCAGCAAGGAAGUGAGAGUAGAGGGAAAAGUUGGGACAUCUCAAUGGAAAAGUGAGUAUGUUCUUAAAGCCACAAUGUCUGUUUUUGCUGCUUGGUGCUGCCCUGGCUCCAUGUCCUGGUUUUUAGGGACAAGCCUGGAGAGCAGCAGGACAAGGAGAAGACACCCAGACUGUGCCUGAAGGGCAAAACUGGAAACCAGAAUGUGGUUAUUCUACUGCUCUAAAACAUUCCCUCCAGUGCAGCUUCCUAGAAAGCAUCUGGAACGGCUGCAUUUUCUACUUUUAGAGGCGAUAAGAGAUGGGAAAAUAUUGGCUUCUGCCAAGUGAGGAAUGUUUGGAGGCGACAGAGCUGGAUGCAGAAACUUCAGUUUGUAGUUCCAGGACCUGUUUGCUGCAAACAGUGAAAAAAAUCUGCUCUUUUCCCAUAUGUGGAUUGAAAAAACCCCGUGACGAGUGAACCGUGGACGUCUCGUGGUUCCAGUAAAAAUUAAGGACCUAAAAAAUCCAUUGUUUGUUUUCUCCAAGGAUUUUCAGGGAGACAGGUUUGUGAUUCCUUAGGAGCAAAUGUGAUCAUGCUGCCUAUUAGGCCUGGAUGUGCUUGGAUUAUCCUGCUGCUGCUGUGACAAUCAGCAGGAUUGUUCCAGGGAGUAACUGGGAACCGGAGAUUUUUCCGGAUCGGCUUCACUUGGAAUAAACAUCACGUCAAUGGAAACAGAAUGGUGGAACCUUUCCCAGAGGGAACACAGAUGGCUCUGUUUGGUAUGGGCUGUUUCUGGGGAGCUGAGAGGAAGUUCUGGAGGCAGAAGGGAGUUUACUCCACUCAAGUGGGUUAUGCAGGAGGUCACACCCCAAACCCCACCUACAAGGAGGUCUGCUCAGGCAGGACUGGUCACACCGAGGCCGUUCGAGUGGUUUAUCAGCCAGAAAACAUCAGCUUUGAGCAACUGCUCAAGGUCUUCUGGGAGAAUCACGACCCGACACAAGGGAUGAGACAAGGCAAUGACGUUGGCACUCAGUACCGCUCGGCUAUCUACACCUUCUCCCAGGAACAGAUGGAAGCUGCCUUGAGGUCUAAGGAGGAAUAUCAAAAGGUAUUGACGGAGGGAGGCUUCGGUCCCAUCACCACAGAAAUCCGGGAGGCUCCCGAGUUUUAUUAUGCCGAGGAUUAUCACCAGCAGUACCUCAGCAAGAAUCCCGGCGGAUACUGCGGCCUCGGGGGGACGGGGAUUUCCUGCCCCGUCGGCAUCAAGAAAUAGCCUGCGCUUACUCCACCACCUCCCCUUUGGUUUAGGGAGUUUGGGAAAAGACCAUCAACCCUGGUAGAUGCUCCAGUGCAGCCAGUGCAUAAAGAUUUGGGAAUCUGUCGGGGAGGUUUUCCGUGAUCGGAGCCGCUUCGCAUUCAUCGGCAUUAAAAACCAAAUUAGAGGCAAAAAUUUUGUUUUAGGGAGUUUGGGAAAAGACCGUCAACCCUGGUAGAUGCUCCAGUGCAUCCACACCAUCAGUGCAUAAAGAUUUGGGAAUCUGUUGGGGAGGUUUCCUGUAAUUGGAACAGCUUCUCAUUCAUUGACAUUAAAAACCAAAUUAGAGGCAGAAAUUGCUUCUUGCUCUAGGAAGUUCACAGGGUUUCCUUGGAAUAUGAAGAGGUGGAAAGAGAUUCAAACUUCUCCAAGUUUGGCUCCAAGUGCUGUUAAAAGGAGGAAUUAGGGAGGUGGUUGCAUCCAUAACUGCUUUGGCACAGCUUCAGAAAUGUUGAUUUCCUUGGAUUGAGGAAUUUAUGGGUGUUUUGAGAGCUUUGACUUCUGGAGACAUGGUUGGGCUCUUUAACUAUCACCACCCUGUAAUUUGGUGUCUUUGGGAAUGAUGAGCUGAUAAGUAAUUGUCCCACAACUCUGCUUUCUAGGAUCACCUCUAGUGCCUGUUUUCUGAAAUAAUUUUAGUAAGAGAAAGUACAAAUUGUAAUGUGUUGCUGUUUCUUGACAGUUCCAAAACAAAAAGAAAUCAGUUUUGUUUCCUGCACUGCAAUAAAUUACAGAAAAAGAAAAGAAAAA
Molecule: messenger RNA, 2547 nt
Organism: Pseudopipra pipra
Lineage: Eukaryota; Metazoa; Chordata; Aves; Passeriformes; Pipridae
Gene: MSRA
Product: methionine sulfoxide reductase A
Exons: 6
Coding region: 1216-1755 (179 amino acids)
Biological process (GO): cellular response to oxidative stress
Cellular component (GO): cytoplasm
Molecular function (GO): peptide-methionine (S)-S-oxide reductase activity
Source: RefSeq, a predicted model, not a curated record